GAGACGCUGAUAAGUUCCAUCAACCAAACUGAUUUUGCUCAGAAUUCACUGCAUCUGGCCGGGAGGAUGGACGGAGCCGCAGCUGUGGUUCUGAUGCUAUCAGCAAUGGCAGUGCUCCUGUUUGGUGUGGAGAGCCAGCAGAGGGUGUGUUACUCCGGUCCCCCACCGGAACCUGAUCCUGAUAACCCGGAGCACUGGAUGAAGCAAGUCAUGCGAGAGAUCCGGAAGCGUUGUCCGGGAAGGAGGCAACCUACCCCAGCUGUUACGGAGAAACCGUGCACCACAGCUGACAGUACAGACCCAGAGUGGCGACUGGUGUUCAAAGGCGUGGCAGGAACUGGAGUCGAGCUGUAUGACAUGUGGACCACAAUGGACUGGAACUCGAGUUAUGAAGCCAGUUGCCAUCGCCGUAAUAAUUCCCUCUACCAAGCCUGGCGCAACGGACAGCUGAAUGUCCGACGAGUGAAGCUUUCCCUGUAUGAAGGCGCAAUUGUGAGAGCCGAGUUGAUCUUCAAUGGAGCCGGCUCCGACAUCAGGAGUUGGUUCACUCAGACCCGCUUGAUUUCAUCUCCCUGGGAUGAUCUCAAAUCGGCUCCGUUUACUGGACGUAUUGGUCAGAUCUUCAGUAUCGACGGUGAUGUUGUGCGGGGUCGGCGAUUUUACAUCAACAACUACUAUGGUUCAUGCGAGGUGGAUAAAGGCUGGCUGGCUGUGAACGGCUUCAGAACAACCUGCCCUUGGCAGACACCAACAGCAGCACAUCCCUACCCAAACAUACUCUACAGCACAACCAACCAGAAGGUGACGUGGAACGAUGUGCGUUCAAACGCACUGCUGAAGAAACUCGUCUGUGAGAAUUACCCAUUCAGCAUCGCAUGUGACGUGGGAACCAUCGACGUGGAGUGGGCCCUCUACGGCCGCGAGGACGGCACCAUUGAUUGUCAAAUCAACGCAGCUGUACCGUGCGGCGAUCCGACCACGUCACUGACGACGGUGCAGGCAGCAUGUCAGGGAAAACCUCAAUGCGCCUUCAUCCCCUCCAACACCUUCUUUGGAGGAGACCCUUGUCCCAUUCUAGGAAAGUACCUGGUUGUUCAUUACUUGUGCUCGUCGGCAAACGUCCACUAA
Molecule: messenger RNA, 1128 nt
Organism: Patiria miniata (bat star)
Lineage: Eukaryota; Metazoa; Echinodermata; Asteroidea; Valvatida; Asterinidae
Exons: 6
Coding region: 67-1128 (353 amino acids)
Molecular function (GO): carbohydrate binding
Source: RefSeq, a predicted model, not a curated record